GUUCCUAGAAAAGCAGCUCCUGGAAACCACUGUGCGCUCCUCCCAGCCUCCUUCUGCUCCUCUGAUAAGGAACAGAGCUCAGGCCCGUGGGCUGAGGGCUGAUGCCAGUCUACAAGCGCCUCACUGCCGUGAAGGUCCCUUCCAACCCUAUUCCAUGACCUGGUGACUCGAUGCUCUGGAAGCUCACCCCUCUGCUGCAGGCCCAGGAGGUGGAAGACCAAGUGCACACCCUGGGGAUGCAUCCAGUUUUAAAGGCCUUUGUUUGUGGCUCCAUCAGUGGGACUUGCUCCACUCUCCUCUUCCAACCCCUGGACCUGCUGAAAACUCGCCUGCAAACUCUGCAGCCUGCUGUGAAUGGGUCCAGCCGUGCUGGGAUGGUAACGCUGCUCUUCAGGGUUGUUCGUACUGAGAGUCUUCUGGGGCUCUGGAAAGGAGUCUCUCCAUCCUUUGCAAGAUGUAUUCCUGGGGUUGGGAUUUACUUCAGCACCUUGUACAUGAUGAAGCAACAGUUUCUAGUGGACCGGUCCCCCACAGCCCUGGAGUCUGUCCUUCUGGGUGUCACUGCACGUGCAGUUUCUGGGGUUUGCAUGUUGCCAGUCACUGUAGUGAAGACCCGAUAUGAGAGUGGAAAAUUUGGCUAUGGGAGUGUAUAUGGAGCUCUGAAGAAUAUCUAUCAGACGGAAGGGGUUCGUGGCAUGUUCAGCGGGCUCACCGCGACGCUGCUGCGGGAUGCUCCCUUCUCAGGCAUCUACCUGAUGUUCUACACACAGACCAAAAACCUCACACCUCAGGACGAGCUGGAUCCAGUGCUCAUGCCCUUGCUGAAUUUUGGCUGUGGGAUCUUUGCGGGAAUCUUGGCCUCGCUGGCAACGCAGCCUGCUGAUGUCAUCAAAACACACAUGCAGCUAUCCCCACAGAAGUACCGCAGGACAAGCCAGGCCAUUGUCUUCAUCUACAAGGACUUUGGGCUGGCAGGCUUUUUCCGAGGCGGUGUGCCCCGUGCCCUCAGACGCACUCUCAUGGCAGCAAUGGCAUGGACGGUGUAUGAACAGAUGAUGGAAAAAAUGGGCUUGAAAUCUUGACUGUCUUGCACAAGAAGUGACCAGCUUCACUCCUGCUGCUGCUUGCUGUGAUCAACUGGCACUAGGAACUUCCCAGUUCCACAGAGGAAUAAGCUUUGCUCAGCCAGGAGGGAGAAAGUCCUUCUGAUAAAGGGGAUUAGGCCUUUUGGCAACUAGAGGAAAGGAAGGAUUGGAUCUUUGUGUCACUAGAUCAGUCCAUUCCAGAAGGACUGCGCUUGCAGACUGCCAUGGGCAAUGGCAGGGUUUCUACAGCCUGGUGACUAUGCUAAAAAGCUCCUUUUAAAAAUAGCUGUGUUCACCACCUUUAUUCAGUGAGACAUUGCUGAGCCAAAAGCAUUUGAGGAGAGAGCAGUGGUUGAAGAACCUGCCAGCCUGACCCUUGCUGGUCUGACCAGUAAGACCACAAUGACAACUGUGUGAUGUAGAUCCUCCUUCCUGCUAUGGUUGUUCUGUAGAUCCUGCUUCCUCGGAUGCUUUGUUCUCACAGGGGAGCGUUGCAGACCAUGGUGGGAGACUGGAUGUCUCUUACUGUGUAUAUCACAGGAGUGGGUGGAAAAGAAACGAAGUGCUGAAGGAAAGCCAGGAACAUGGCUUCUGUCAUCACUUUGUGCUGUGCAUGGUAGCAGAGAAGGUAACUGGUACCUCCUUGCUGUGUCAUGUGUUAUCAUGUAAUUGAGCAUCUUAACACUCUUGAAAUGUGCUUCUGCCUCUACAGCAGUGUUUGCACAGGAAUUAAGAAGCAUAAGGCACUUUAAAAUUGAUUGCUACCAAAGUUGUACUUGUUCCCUGAGAAACGUUUUUCCUGCUGGUCUCACAGUAUCAGGAAUGCUCAAGUAUUACAUUUUUUACCCAGUUGUACUAGAGAUUUAUUUGCUUCCUACUAUUCAUUUGUUAAUCCCUGAUCAACACCCUAGGUGUGAGCUGGUCCUUAGGUGUAGCUUUUAGGGUCAUAGCUCAUAAUGCAUAAACGUAUAAUGCAAGUAGAUAUAGAUACUGACACUUUAGAUUUCCCUUAAAAUCUGCUGCUGGUUGCAUGUGGAAUAUGUUUGGGUUUGGAAAGAAAAGGCUGGUCUUUUCUGUUGGAAGAAGUUUGAAACAUGAGUGUUUGGUAGGGAACUUGAAUUC
This is a messenger RNA of Neopsephotus bourkii (Bourke's parrot), 2207 nucleotides long. It is a transcript of the gene SLC25A38, whose product is annotated as solute carrier family 25 member 38. NCBI's taxonomy places the organism in Eukaryota, Metazoa, Chordata, Aves, Psittaciformes, Psittacidae. The coding region runs from base 171 to 1082 and encodes 303 amino acids. The record is from RefSeq and is a predicted model, not a curated record. Gene Ontology annotation, molecular function: glycine transmembrane transporter activity. The transcript has 7 exons. Gene Ontology annotation, cellular component: mitochondrion; mitochondrial inner membrane. Gene Ontology annotation, biological process: glycine import into mitochondrion.